Pistacia vera is the source of this 1979-nucleotide messenger RNA. Its product is annotated as glutathione synthetase, chloroplastic. Bases 30 to 1727 code for a protein of 565 amino acids. The record is from RefSeq and is a predicted model, not a curated record. The transcript is spliced from 12 exons. Gene Ontology annotation, cellular component: cytosol. Gene Ontology annotation, biological process: glutathione biosynthetic process. Gene Ontology annotation, molecular function: ATP binding; glutathione synthase activity; glutathione binding. NCBI's taxonomy places the organism in Eukaryota, Viridiplantae, Streptophyta, Magnoliopsida, Sapindales, Anacardiaceae.
CCUCUUUUGUGGCACCAAGGGUGGUCCAAAUGGGUGCUGGUUAUUCUUCUCUUUGCCUUUCCACCUCCACUCAUCAUCACUCUUUUCCUCUCACUGCCUUUCAUUGUAAAAAAAAAUCAAAAUCAAAUUUUCCUUUCAAUCCCAUCUGUAAAGAUCGAAGCUUUAACAACCCUUUGCAAAGAAUUGCAUAUUUUCCUCAGCCAAUCCGGUUCUCUGGUUGUGAUUUACCUUCAAAAGUUGGGACUUUGAAGUGUGGGAAAGUGAGAAAGAUGGAGAGUCAAGAGGGAGUUGCAGCAAUUACGAAUCCCACGAGGGAUUUGGAGACUGUUGAUGAAGAUUUGGUUCAACAGAUGGUUUAUGAUGCUCUUGUUUGGAGCUCUCUUCAUGGCCUUGUUGUCGGUGACAAGAAUGUUCAAAGGUCAGGGAGAACUCCUGGUGUGGGAAUGGUGCAUGCCCCGUUUGCUUUGUUGCCUUUGUCAUUCCCUGAAAGUUACUACAGUCAAGCAUGUGAGUUAGCACCCAUUUUUAAUGAACUCGUUGAUCGUGUGAGUUUGGACGGAAAUUUUCUACAAGAUUCACUGACCAGAACAAAGAAAGUGGAUGCUUUUACAUCUAGACUCUUAGAUAUUCAUUCCAAAAUGCUAGAAAUCAACAAGAAAGAGGACAUACGCUUGGGUUUGCAUCGCUCAGAUUAUAUGUUGGAUGAACAUACUAAAUUGCUCCUCCAGAUAGAGCUAAACACAAUUUCAUGCUCAUUUCCUGGCCUCGGUACUAUUGUCAGCGAGCUUCACAGGAGCUUACUCAUUCACUAUGGAGAACAACUUGGAUUAGAUUCCAAAAAGAUCCCUGGCAAUUCUUCAGUCAGUCGGUUUGCAGAAGCAAUGGCUAAAGCUUGGACCGAGUAUAAUAAUCCCAGGGCUGUAGUUAUGGUCGUGGCUCAGUCUGAAGAACGUAACAUGUACGACCAACACUGGCUUUGUUCGGUAUUGAAGGAAAAAUACAAUGUUACAACUAUUCGGAAAACAUUGGCCGAAAUCGAUAUGCAAGGGGAACUACUUCCUGAUGGAACACUUCUUGUUGGUGGCCAAGCAGUUUCAGUUGUCUAUUUUAGAGCUGGGUAUGCGCCAAGUGAUUAUCCUUCAGAAUCAGAAUGGAGAGCUAGGCUACUUAUGGAGCAGUCUUCUGCGAUCAAGUGUCCGUCAAUCUCUUAUCAUUUAGCAGGCACCAAGAAGAUUCAACAAGAACUUGCAAAACCCAAUGUACUUGAGAGAUUUCUUGAUAACAAAGAGGAUAUUGCCAAAGUACGUAAAUGUUUUGCAGGUUUGUGGAGUUUGGAUGACUCGGAGAUAGUCGGCAAAGCAAUUGAAAGACCUGAGCUAUAUGUCAUGAAGCCACAAAGAGAAGGCGGAGGGAACAAUAUAUAUGGUGAAGAUGUGAGGGAAACCCUUUUAAGGUUGAAAAAGGAAGGGAGCGAAGAAGAUGCUGCUUACAUUCUUAUGCAAAGGAUAUUCCCAAGUGAAUCCCUUGCAUAUUUGAUGCGUGAUGGCGUUUGUCAUAAAGAUCAGGCUAUAUCAGAACUUGGCAUAUAUGGUGCUUACUUAAGGAGCAAGGACAAGGUGAUCAUGAAUGAACAAUGUGGUUAUUUGAUGCGGACAAAGAUUUCUUCCUCAAAUGAAGGCGGGGUUGCGGCUGGAUUUGCCGUCUUGGACAGUAUAUAUUUAACUUGAUUAUUUUAACUUGUUAGCUACUUCAAUUGAUUGUAUAAUUUAAAUCCACAUGAUUCUGGUUCUAUACAAGAAAUCAUGUCAAAGUAGAUUCAUUUUCCGCAAUUUAGUAUUUCCUUCAAAUUUGUGAAGGAAAGGAUUUGACAUGGAGGACAUGGUGUUUCCCUUUUUUUCUUGAGCAAUAAAAUUUUGAUGUGGGUUCUGUACUGCCAAGCCACUGCCUUACAAUGUUGCCUGACCAAAGAUAUGGCUUUU